Messenger RNA from Microdochium trichocladiopsis, 2572 nucleotides. Its product is annotated as methylenetetrahydrofolate reductase. NCBI's taxonomy places the organism in Eukaryota, Fungi, Ascomycota, Sordariomycetes, Xylariales, Microdochiaceae. Gene Ontology annotation, molecular function: methylenetetrahydrofolate reductase [NAD(P)H] activity; FAD binding. The record is from RefSeq and is a predicted model, not a curated record. Gene Ontology annotation, cellular component: cytosol. Gene Ontology annotation, biological process: tetrahydrofolate interconversion. The transcript has a single exon. The coding region runs from base 228 to 2255 and encodes 675 amino acids.
UCAGUCAUCUUCUCCUCCUCAAUUGACAACUCAAGGGACAAGCUUUGACCUCGUUGGGGCUGCUUGCGGUUGGCUCGAGGCCACAGAAAAGAGUUUGCGUUUGCGUUGCCACCAGCAUCACAGCCCGUCUCCAUCGCGACAGCGAGCUCGCCAGCAGCUCUUUCCCAGCCUCGAGCUGAUCGAUACACGGCACGCAAGCCAGUCAGCUCCGCGACGACUUCGUCAUCAUGGAGAGAAUCACGGACAAGAUCGCGGCGCUGCCCGCCGAUGCGAGCUACUUCUCCCUCGAGUUUUUCCCGCCCAAGACGGCAAUGGGUUUCUCCAACCUCCGCGACCGUCUCGACCGCAUGGCACGCGCCCUCCGGCCUCUCUUUGUCAAUGUCACCUGGGGUGCUGGCGGCUCGACAGCGACAAAGUCUCUGGAACUCGCCGAAAUCUGCCAGAGAGAGCUCAACCUAACGACAUGCCUGCACCUCACCUGCACCAACAUGAGCCGCCGGAUGAUCGAUCGUGCUCUCGAGGACGCCAAAGUCCUGGGCAUCCGCAACAUACUUGCCCUGCGCGGUGACCCUCCCAGAGCUUCCGAGUACCAAGAUGCGAACGAAGAUCCAGAAAACGCGAUCGACGAGGAUUUCAAGUGGGCGGCGGACCUGAUUCGGUACAUCAAAAAGACACACGGAGACUAUUUCUGCAUCGGCGUGGCCGCAUACCCCGAGGGCCAUGCCGACGAGAGCCACCCACUGGGUCAAAGCCUGGAGCAUGAUCUCCAGUACCUCGUCGAGAAGACCCAGGCAGGCGCAGACUUCAUCAUGACACAGCUGUUCUUCGACACCGCUGCCUAUGACAAGUUUGAGCGGACCCUUCGAGAACAUCCGACUGGCACAUUCAAGACGAUACCCAUAAUUCCCGGACUGAUGCCGAUCCAAAGCUACCAAAUGAUCAAGAGGACUACGAAGCUCAGCCACGCCAACAUCCCCGCGGAUAUCAUGGCUCGGUUGGACGAAGUCAGGAAAGAUGAUGAGAAAGUCAAGAGUCUCGGUGUAGACAUCCUUGGUGAGAUUGUCGAUCGGGUGAAGAGUAUUCAGAGCAGGACACCUGGGCCAAAUGGCUUCCACUUUUACACCCUCAACCUCGAAAAGGCCGUGUCAUUCAUCCUCGAGAGGGCAAACCUGAUACCACCCGAGGACGCGGAGGAUGAGGACGCCAUCAUAGACGAGGCAGCAGUGCCUGCGAUCCACGUUAACGGCAACUCGUCCCAGGAUAACCUGCUGCGCGUCCGCGAGCAGUCUUCCCGUUCGAGGCGGCAGUCAACUGUCGGCUCCGACCCGAGGAACCGAGUCAUUGUGUCUGGUGGCCGGACGCCGUCGUUCCCAGACUACGAGGCGUCCCAGGCCGAGGCUAGUAUCCCAGCGGGGGCGAUCAACACUCGUGCCAAUACGUUAGCAAUCUCCGAGGGAGAAGGCGUACUCGGAAGGGAAGCGACCUGGGACGACUUCCCUAACGGCAGAUGGGGUGAUGCCCGCUCUCCUGCAUACGGUGAGAUUGACGGCUACGGACCUACAUUACACGUGACGAGAUCGCAAGCCAUCGACCUCUGGGGCCACCCGAAGAGCACCGAGGACGUUAACCAGCUGUUUGUAAGGCAUCUCCAGGGCACACUCAAGGCCAUCCCGUGGAGCGAGGAGGACUUCAACGCCGAGACGGGCACGAUCACGGAGCUCCUGAUCAAACUCAACUCCAAGGGCUGGUGGACGGUCGCAUCUCAGCCGGCCGUCAACGGCCUACGCUCGUCAGACCCGACCUUUGGCUGGGGCCCGCAGCACGGUUUCGUCUUCCAGAAGGCGUUUGUCGAGUUCUUCAUCCCCUCUGCGGACUGGAAGGUGCUACUGGAGAAGCUGCAGAGCCCUGAGAUCCAGGGUUCCGUGUGCUUCUAUGCCGCCAACGCGGCAGGCGACUUUGUCUCGUCCGACUCGACGGGCGGCGAGUCCCUCUCGGACGAGGCGAGCACCAAUGCGGUGACGUGGGGCGUCUUCCCCGGCAAGGAGAUCGUCACGCCCACCAUCAUCGAGGAGAUGAGCUUCCGCGCCUGGAGCGAAGAGGCGUUUGGCAUCUUUGGCGAGUGGGCCAAGGUAUAUCCCAAGGGAUCUGAGAGCGACCGCUUCCUCGAGAAGGUCAGGCAGGACUCGUGGCUCGUCAACAUUAUACACCACGCAUAUGUGGAGAAGGAUGCGCUGUGGGAUCUGCUUCUCAAGUAAGCGGGAGACGUGGAACGAGGGAGGUAGAAUAGUAAUCAAAAGCUCACAAACAACGGCAUAAUGUGCCAGAAGUGCGGGUGACGUCGUGGGAGACACGAGUGCUUGCAUUUUCAUAUCUGUUGGUGUGGGAAGUGAAGUGGAACAAGGGGUUUCCUUGGGAGUUUUUGACCCUAUGUUGUGGUGCCAUAAUCCUGGUGCUGCAGAAGCAUACUGAGCAAUGGCGACUAUUGCCCAUAUGAUCGCCUGAUGCUCGAGGCCGUCUUUCUACACACACACACACGACGUGAGCACAUCAACAAUUACCAACAUUUAAGCAA